AUGGUGGAGGUCAAAUAUAUGGGAGAAUACGACUACAUCCCGUCAAUACCACUUGCCGUGACGUUUAUCGUGCUCUUCGGACUCACAACCAUUCUACAUUGUUGGCAAAUGUUUCGAGGGAGGACCUGGUUCUUCAUUCCUUUUGUGUUCGGAGGCGUCUUUGAGAUCAUCGGGUAUAUAGCCCGUGUGGUAUCCUCCAACCAAUAUCCGAACUAUACAGUUCCACCUCUGGCCAUUCAAGCCGUGCUCAUUCUUGUCGCGCCGUCACUCUUCGCUGCAAGCAUCUAUAUGGAGCUUGGACGCAUCAUGAUCGUUACUGGUGGAGAGAGGCUGUCACCAAUCCGCCGAUCGUGGUUGACAAAGAUUUUUGUGGUUGGAGAUGUGAUUUCCUUCUUCGUCCAAGCAGGAGGAGCCGCAAUGCUCGUCAAAGCCAACACAGCCGCCAAAGGCGGAAAUGUGAUCAAAAUCGGCUUGAUCAUCCAAAUCAUCUUCUUUGGACUGUUCAUAAUCACCGGUAUACUGUUCCACGUCAGACUUCAGAGAAAUCGAACAACGGUGCUACAGCAGCAUCAAGUCCCCUGGAAAAAGCACCAAAAUGUGCUAUACGUCGGAAGUCUCCUCAUCUUCAUCCGUUCUAUCUUCCGAUACAUCGAAUACAACCAAGGAAGUAGCGGUGCAUUGCUCCAGCAUGAACUCUGGAGUUACAUCUUCGAUGCCGCCCUUAUGUUUCUGGUGAUGGUAGCAUUCAAUGCAGUGCAUCCAGCCGAGAUUAGCCAGUUAAUGGCGCAAAGGAAAGCCGGAUAUGAAAUGGAGAUGAUCGGAUGA
This is a messenger RNA of Penicillium paradoxum, 825 nucleotides long. Its product is annotated as RTA1 domain-containing protein. The record is from RefSeq and is a predicted model, not a curated record. NCBI's taxonomy places the organism in Eukaryota, Fungi, Ascomycota, Eurotiomycetes, Eurotiales, Aspergillaceae. The coding region runs from base 1 to 825 and encodes 274 amino acids. The transcript has 4 exons. Gene Ontology annotation, cellular component: membrane.